CUCAACCGUCCAGUCCCUGCUCCCGCCCCAACCUGUUUCAGGUGGUGACCAAUUCUUUGGCUUUGGGGGCCAAACUUUUCUGAGUUCAGAUUCCCUACCGUGGAAUAGUAAAGCCUCUCUUGCGAAACUCGUGUGAGAAAAAAGCCGGAGAGAGAAAUGCAACGCCCUUCGCUUUGGUGGGUAAGCAAUCGCAGCCCCUCAGCUCCAGCGCCUUCCGGGGCGCGCGGGACGCCUGGAGACGCCGGCGGAGAGAGGCUGGGGGCGGGGAGGAUCCGCAGUCGCUACGGCAACCGGAGACGCCUCGCGUUCCCCGGCAGCCAGCGGCGGGGCGGAGGCGGCCAGCCGGCCUCGGGCCGCGAAGAAGACCGUUGAAGCAUGAGAGGGGAGGAGGCGGUGACCGCGGUGGCGGUGCCCGAGGCCGGCCGCGACCGGGAGCAGCCUCGGCAGCCCGCAGGCCUCGGGUGCGGGGCGCGCGGGGAGCCCGGCGGCGGCGGCCCCCAGGAGUCCCGCAAGCAGUGGAAGAAAUUUUUAUACUGUGAGCCUCAUAAGAGAAUUAAGGAGGUACUAGAAGAAGAACUUUACAUUAAGAGAGAUGAAUGCCACAUUAAAAAUUCACCUGCAGUGGCCCUGGAAGGGAUUUGGAGCAUUAAAAGGAAUCUCCCCGUGGGAGGCUUGAAGCCAGGACUGCCGAGCAGAAACAAUUUACUGCCACAAGCCAAGUACUAUUCCAGGCACGGAGGGCUGAGACGAUAAAAUCAACAACUUUUCCAUUGAGAGGAUAACAGCCUCUUUCUCCUGAUGUCUGAAAAACAGAAGAAACCCAAGCUUGUUUCACAGUUUAGAUGUGUUAAAAGAAAAUGCAUGUUAGUCUGUCAUUCCUGUUAUUGGUGUUAGUUCCUAUCUAUAAAUUAAUCUGAAACAGUGAAAGACUAUUGGUAAAAUUCACGAAGCACCUGAAAACAAUGAUGGAAAAUAUUAUAUUUAUUUUUAAUUGUCACAGUUGGAAUACACUGGGCUUCAAAUUCAGCUGAUUUUAUUAAAUAUGUCAAAUAUGAUAAAACACAGGCCUGUUAUUGGAGUCUUCAAGGUAAAUCUUGUAAAUGUUAACCUUUCACUACAGUGUAAUUAUGUUCACCCAUUAAAAAAAAUCCAGAUAUAGGUAAAGGUUAAUAAAUGAAGAACAGAUGAAAAGUUUAUGAAGAGAUUUUAAGGGUGUGGGUAGCAUUUUACAAACACUGUAAUACUAUGGGUCUAUUGAGGUUAAGAAGGAGAGAAAAAAAAACAAAAACAAAAAACCAACCUUCCUAUUCCCCAAU
Vicugna pacos (alpaca) is the source of this 1316-nucleotide messenger RNA. RefSeq names its product chromosome 10 C11orf97 homolog (gene C10H11orf97). The record is from RefSeq and is a predicted model, not a curated record. Gene Ontology annotation, cellular component: ciliary base. NCBI's taxonomy places the organism in Eukaryota, Metazoa, Chordata, Mammalia, Artiodactyla, Camelidae.